Macrosiphum euphorbiae (potato aphid) is the source of this 996-nucleotide messenger RNA. The record is from the annotation of a GenBank genome assembly. Lineage: Eukaryota; Metazoa; Arthropoda; Insecta; Hemiptera; Aphididae.
AUGAGACUUAAGUUACCAGCUUUAGCAAUGGCCUGUGAUAGAACUGGAAUAUCGGACAGAUCUGCUGCUACGAUUGCAAGUGCAAUACUUCAGGAUGUUGGUAUUAUUUCAGUUGAUACUAAAAAAAAUGUGAUAGAUAGAAUGAAAGUUCGCAGAGAAAGGGAAAAAAAACGUAUAGAUCUACAAAAAGUAAAAAAUAAAAAAUUAUUGGGACUAUAUUUUGAUGGGCGAAAAGAUAAGACUAUGGUAAACCAUAAGGAAGGAACUAAAUAUUACAGACAAAUAAUAACUGAAGAACAUAUAUCACUUAUUCAAGAACCAGAAUCUAAAUACAUAGGUCACGCAACACCAACUAACGGAUCUGCUUUACAAAUUAAAAAUAGUAUUAUUAAUUUUUUGGAAACAAAUAAUAUAGUUACUUCAAACAUUGUUGCGAUUGGCUGUGAUGGUACAGUUGUAAAUACAGGCUUUAGAACAGGAGUUAUUCGGCAAAUAGAAGAACAUUUAAAAAAACCACUCCAGUGGUUUAUUUGUCAACUUCAUGCUAACGAGCUUCCAUUACGUCAUUUGUUUCAACACCUAGAUGGGAAAACAUCUGGGCCUAAUGGAUUUUCCGGUUCAAUAGGAAAACAGUUAGAAAUAUGCCACAAACUACCAGUUGUUGAAUUUGUUCGUAUUAAAAGUAACUUGCCUUAUUUAAAAAAUGAAGUUGAUUUAAGUACUGAUCAAAAAUAUUUGUUUGAGAUGUGUCUAAGUAUUUCUAAUGGUAAUUGUAGCAUUGAUUUGUCCAGAAGGAACCCAGGGAAGCAAGCACACUCUAGAUGGCUUACCACUGCUAAUCGCAUUUUACGUUUAUAUAUUAGUAUGAAAUCUCCAAAAGAAAAUUUAAAAAUUUUAGCUGAGUUUAUAGUAAAAGUAUAUGGUCUCAUGUGGUUCUAUAUAAAAAUGAAUCCAUUUUGUACAUCUGGAUCAAAACACCUUUGGAAGACCAUAUAA